GCGGGUUCCAAUCGAUCAGUUCCCCUGUCGAUCGUUUAGUUCACUUCUAUCUAAUCGAUUUAUACACGGAGAACACGCGGGGUAGACUUUCCAGACUUUCCAGAUGCCGAACACUACGGCUAUUUCCGCUCCGGGCAAGGUGCUCCUGGCCGGAGGCUUCUUAGUUCUCGACCGCCAGCACACGGGGCUCGUAUUUGGGUUGAGUGCCCGUAUCAAUGUCAUUGCUCAGGAGAUCAAGACAAGCAAGGGUGUUCAGCUGAGCGAGAUCGUCGUUGAGAGCCCUCAAUUCCUCGAAGCUCAGUGGCGCUACGGGUACCACCUAACUCACGAAGAUGGCGGCAUUAAGCUAACUCAGCUUCAAGUCGGUUCGAAUAUAAACCCUAAUCACUUCGUUGAGGUCACAUUGGCCUACGCUCUCACUUACAUCCAAACGGUUGGCCAUGCCGGAUCAUCAUACACCUUUAAGCCUGUACAGCUAACCAUCUUGGCCGACAACGACUACUACUCACAAUCUCAUUCGCACCACCAUCACCACCAGUCACACUCAGGCGCGGCAGGCCGCUUCGCCAAGUUUCCCACCAAGCUCAAGGAUGCCCACAAGACCGGGCUCGGAUCCUCCGCGGCCCUUGUCACGGCACUUACCGCCACCUUACUGACACACUACCUUCCCAAAUCUGCCUUCGACGUAGACUCAGCAGAAGGCAAGCGCACGCUACACAACCUAGCGCAGGCCGCACAUUCCGCCGCCCAAGGUAAAGUAGGCUCUGGCUUCGACGUCGCGGCCGCCGUCUACGGUAGCUGCGUAUACCGGCGUUUCUCUCCAUCCCUCCUACGCGACGUCCCCGAGAUCGGCUCUCCGGGCUUCGCCCCCGCGCUAGCGGCGUGCGUGGCGCGCGAGUGGGACGCCGAGUUUCGCAAGGACAAUGCGCGCAUGCCACCGGGCGUGACGCUCCGUAUGUGCGACGUCGACUGCGGCAGCCAGACCGUCGGCAUGGUCAAGCAAGUUCUCAAAUGGCGCGAUCAGACGGACCCAGCCGGCGCCAAGACCCUAUGGGACAACUUGCAGGCGCGCAACGAGGCGCUCGGCGCGGCGCUAAGCAGUGAUCGCAAGGACGAGAUCAGAAAGGCUGUGGAGGAAGUGCGCGUCCUGGUGCGCGAGAUGAGCGCCGCAAGCGGUGUACCAAUCGAGCCGGAGAGCCAGACCGCGCUGCUGGACGCGCUGGCGCGUGUGGAAGGUGUAUACGAGGGAGUGGCGCCGGGGGCGGGGGGAUACGAUGCUCUGGCUUUGUUGGUUAGGGACGACGGGGAGACGGAGGAUCGGAUCAGGGAGUUUUUGAAGGGGUGGAGUCAGGAGAAGGGCGUUAAGGUUAAGCUGUUGGGCGUGAAGGGGGAGAUGGAGGGGGUAAGGAGGGAGGAACUGGAGCAGUAUGAUGGGUGGUUGGGACUUAUCUGAGGGAGAGGUUAGGGAUGAGAUGAGGUUAAAGAAAAGGGUGAAGAUAAGAAUUUAGAGACCAUAUAGUAUUUAGACGAACCAGGAGAGAUUUGAAAAGAUUGAUAGGUACCUACCUACCUAUAGAUGCUCGACUAUGGAUCAGGUAGUCGGGGAAUAGAUGAUAUUCCGAAUAAGAGCUAGUUUACUUGGAUUGGAUAUCAACCUGUGACGUCUGAUGAUAGAGAUCGGGUGAAAAUUAUACAUUGUCAAUUUAAUAUUUGAAAUGGGUGUAUGAAUUACAGGUAGAACAGAGAUUACCUUGAUGUCAUAAUCACUCAAAGGGGAGGUAAAUUUGAAAAUCGUGAUGAGACGAGCUUGGAUAGUAUAAGGGUAUCAUAAAAAGUCACGUAUCGAAAACCGCCUGUUUCUAGACCAUCAAGGGAGACCGCUAAGGUAUUUCAUUACACGAUAGUUGAGCUGAUGUAGGAAUGGCCUCGUUCUUAAAACACGAAUGAAAAAAACAGUGAACUCGGCUAGGUUAGAAUUCCCCGGACUUUGCGCUCGACCUCAUCAUCAUCAUCCCCCGCACGCGAAAUAUUCCGCU
Daldinia loculata is the source of this 2036-nucleotide messenger RNA. RefSeq names its product Phosphomevalonate kinase. The record is from RefSeq and is a predicted model, not a curated record. The transcript has 2 exons. Gene Ontology annotation, biological process: ergosterol biosynthetic process; isopentenyl diphosphate biosynthetic process, mevalonate pathway. Lineage: Eukaryota; Fungi; Ascomycota; Sordariomycetes; Xylariales; Hypoxylaceae. Gene Ontology annotation, cellular component: peroxisome. Gene Ontology annotation, molecular function: ATP binding; phosphomevalonate kinase activity. Bases 104 to 1453 code for a protein of 449 amino acids.